Messenger RNA from Oncorhynchus kisutch (coho salmon), 8215 nucleotides. RefSeq names its product coagulation factor VIII-like. Gene Ontology annotation, molecular function: oxidoreductase activity; signaling receptor activity; copper ion binding. Gene Ontology annotation, cellular component: plasma membrane. Bases 2409 to 7691 code for a protein of 1760 amino acids. The transcript is spliced from 30 exons. The record is from RefSeq and is a predicted model, not a curated record. NCBI's taxonomy places the organism in Eukaryota, Metazoa, Chordata, Actinopteri, Salmoniformes, Salmonidae.
GAAGAAGAGUUAACGCCAAGCUACCAGAAGAAGACCUACAAGAAGGACCAAGGCCUGGUCAGAAAACGAGGCCGUCCGCGGAAGCACCAUGUACUCCCCCAAGGCCUGUCUGAGCCGGUCCUCCUCCGCCCUCUGCCCCGUGAUGCCCCCCUCCCUCUGUCUGAGCCGGUCCUCCUCCGCCCUCUGCCCCGUGAUGCCCCCCUGCCUCUGACUGAACCGGUCCUCCUCCGCCCCCUACCCCCUGAUGCCCCCCUGCCUCUGACUGAACCGGUCCUCCUCCGCCCUCUACCCCCUGAUGCCCCCCUCCAUCUGCUCACAGAGGAGACUGAGAACAGCGAGCAGAAUAAGCCAGUGGCUCCACUGGUGGCCACUUUAGAGGAUGACGAGGACAACAUGGCACAGUCCAAGUCUGGGUCAGAGACAUGCGCACCCACACGCGCAUGCAAACGCUCAUACAGAAACAAGCGGAAGUCAAUAUGGCCGCCCAGGGACAUGGAAAAGAGACCACAACCAUGGGCGGGUCCACACCCAUUCGCUGACGAGAUCCAAGAUGUGCAACAACCUGGGAAAGACGGCAACGAACCACAGACACUGACUGGGCAGACAGAGAAGACCAAGGGGGAAAAGGCACCACUCGGGGCCACCAGAGGAGGCCUUUCCCAGCCCAGCUCCAGCCUUGCCUGGCCUCCCUCCCUCACUUCAGCCCAGACGGUGGUGGUGUCCCCCCUGAGUCGUCCGGAGGGCCCCUGGCCCCGGGCUCUGACCCUGGAGGGAGCUGGUUCAGAAAGGGGAGCCCUGGUCCAGAGACUGGCUGGACUGGAGAAGGAGGCUCAGAGGCUGAGGAGGAUACUGGGUUCCAACGCACCCCCAGCAACGCAGGACACUGUGGUGAUGACAGAGGCUGCCUCUGGGGAUAAGGCAUCUGGUGGGACGGGGGCGGAGACAACGGUGGCCAUGGUAACCAAACAGGACCCAAAGGAGUGUGAGAGCUCAGCUUCCCCUGGCAUACCAGGGCUGGUUGUGGAGGGCGUCCAGCCCCAGAGAGAGCAGCCUGAGCUGGGCAGGCUGAGGAGGGAGAAGGCUGACCCCCAGAGCAGGCUAAGACAGACUGACAGCCCAGUGACCAGGGACCAGAGCUCCCGCAUUGUGCAGGAGAACCUCCACAAAAUCCGAGGGAACGUGGUGGCUCUGCUGUCAGCCAUCCUGCCCCACCUGGACCUGCAGGGCAUCAGCCUGGAUACGCCAGACGUAGACAGCAUCCUGCAGCAGAUCAUAGACGCCAACUCACUGUCUCCACUCUAGAACCCACUCUCAGUGCUCUAGAACCCGCUCUCAGCACUCUAGAACUCACUCUCACCACUAGUACUUAUGCUCACCACUCUACUGUAGGUAACAUAUCGUUUAUUUUUCCAUACCAACCUGGAACCCCUAUGUCCACAACACAUUAUCCACACACUGACUCACAUUGUAAUGGCUGACCCAUCUUAAUAGAUGGCUGACUAUCACAUUGUAAAUACUUCCUCCCCAAUUGACCCUGCCUAAGUUCAGAUGCGUUGUACUGUACUCGUUGAGUGUGAGAUGUUGUAAUACUGUACUCAGAUCAGCUUGCUAUGCUGUAUGUUUUACCUUCACCAUAUGUAAAGGAUCCACAUAAGUAACCAGCAGUCAGCUUCAUUUAAUAUCAUGUGUUAUUACUUGUCAAUCAGAGACCCUGGCUUGUGUGAGAGAAGCUGAGAAGCCUAUUACUGUUUGCUUUUCAUCCUUGCUACUGUUUUUAAUACGUUUGUUAAUUAUUUUGUCGUUUUAAUAUAUGAACAUGUUCCUUGAUAGUGUUAGGGCUGGACUUAAACUACCCUGUCAUUACAAUGUUUUAUCGUUUGUUUGCUUGCAUAUCUUUUUAAAGAAAAUCAACCAGGUAUCAUGAUUUUGUGAUCUUUUGUCUGACUUGAGUUUCACAGGCACCAUUUUUGUUCUAAACACCAUACCGCUCGUCUUGUCUGAAGCAUGUUGUUAUGUGUGUUUGAGUUCAACCAAUGAGAAAUAGCUAACAAAAGAUUAUCAAAUUCGGCAGUAGACAAUAUUGACCACAGGGAGGCAGAGUGGCCAUCAUCAUUUUUCCCAUAUUUUACUGUGAGCAGCACUGAAACGGGCACGUCUAACUUCACUAUUUCCAACUCACUACAAGCUCUACACAUACACACACUCACUCCCCCUGUCUCUCACAUUCAUACACACUGUCUUUCUCUCUCUCCCCCCUGUGACUAUCUCUAGUUUUGAACGUUCCCUUUAAAUACCCUCCCUAACGGGAAAUAACGGUAGUAAGCUGCCUGCUACCGUCCGGUCAGGCUAUCCGAUUUCUCUACGGUCAGUGAAUUUACGUGCAGUCGGACAGGUGCUCGUGCUUUGCGAUGAGAACGCUGUUGAUAUCACUCCUCUGGGUCCUCGGCGGGGUGGAGGAGACGGUGGCCGUACCUGCCCUAGGCCGACAUGCCACGAGAGAGUUCUACAUCGCCGCGGUUGAGAUUGGUUGGGACUAUCUUUACUGGGGCAGCGCUGACUCGUCGGAACAAAGGAGGAGGACCAAGGAUCCCCCUCAGAAAUACAUAAAAGCUGUUUAUAGAGAAUACACUGAUUCCACAUAUUCAGUCCCCAAACCUACAUCAACAUGGGCAGGUAUCCAGGGUCCGGUGAUCCAUGCCCAGGCCAGUGACAGGGUAGUGGUGCACUUUAAGAACCUGGCGUCCCAGCCCUACAGUAUCAGCCCUGUGGGGGUCAGCUACUGGAAACAGUCUGAGGGGGCCGGAUACGAUGACGCCACGUCUAGCCAGGAGAAAGAGGAUGAUGCGGUUGCUCCAGGAGGAUACUACAAGUACGUCUGGGACAUCAACCCUAAUGACGGUCCGACCGUGGGAGACCCAGAAUGCCUCACCUACUCCUACUCCUCCCAGGUGGACACUGUACAAGACUUCAACUCUGGGCUCAUCGGGGCUCUGCUCAUCUGCAAAUCAACUGCAUUUACAGAUAAUGGAGUUCGGAAAAGCAGAGAGUUUAUUCUGCUCUUUGCUGUUUUUGAUGAGAGUAAGAGCUGGUACGGCGAGGUGGGGAGUUUCCGGGAAAGAUUUAAGAAGGCCAGUGCAAGAAAACAGUACCACACUAUCAAUGGAUACGUCAACUCAACUUUACCAGGUCUGACGAUGUGCCAGGGACGAGAUCAUGUGUUCUGGCAUCUCAUUGGAAUGGAAACGUCUCCAGAGAUCCACUCUAUACAGUUCCAGGAUCACACUUUGCAGGUGAUGGCCCACCGUAAGAUUACUGUGGAGAUGACUCCAAUGACCUUCACCACAGCGGAGCUGAAGCCCAGCACUCAGGGGAAGUUCCUCAUCAGCUGUCAGAUCCAAGCAAACAGCCACGUGGGCAUGAGUGCAGUCUUUGAGGUGGAGGACUGCCCAGAGCCUGUGACGGUGCCCGGUCCUGAUGUGCGUCGGGUCCAGCAGUCUGAGAAUGAGGAGGACUAUGAAUAUGGAGAUGACAUGUUUGAGUUAUUUGUGUUUAAGCCUGUGAAAAGUCGGGCUGUGGGGCGCUCUCGAGGGGGGAAGAACAAAGUCUGGGUCCAUUACAUUGCUGCUGAGGAGAUCAGUUGGGAUUACGCACCCCACCUCAGCCAGGGAGACAGUCAACUGUUAUCGGAAUACUUUCCCAGGGGGCCUCAUCAGCUGGGUCAUGAAUAUAAGAAGGUGGUGUAUGUAGAAUACACUGACCAGACCUUCACCAAGAGGAAAUCACCUGUUAAAAGACUGCUGGGACCACUGCUCAGAGGACAGGUGGACGAACACUUCCAGAUAGUGUUCAAGAACCUGGCAAGUCGUCCUUUCAACAUGUAUCCAAACGGCCUCACCAGGAUUUCUCCACUGAGGAAAACAGAGAACGAGGGUGAAAAGGACCUACGCUCCCUGGCUGUACCCCCCAACGGGACAUAUGGGUAUGUGUGGAAACUAACAGCAGAGGAUGGGCCCCUGGAGGGAGACCCCCAGUGUCUGACCCGUCUGUACCAGAGUACCAUCAACCCUGAGAGAGAUCUGGCCACUGGCCUCAUAGGACCCCUCCUCAUCUGCAAGAAGGACUCCAUGGACACCAGGGGGCGGCUGGUGGGCCCAGAUAAAGUGAAGCAGUUGAUGUUCGCUGUGUUUGAUGAGAACAAGAGUUGGUACAUCAAUGACAACAUUCAGAAGUACAGCAAAGACCCCUCCAUGGUCAACCCUACAGACCCUGACUUCUACAACUCCAAUGUCAUCUACAACGUGAAUGGGAUUAUGUUCAAUGAGCAGAGGGUCCAGGUGUGUAAGGAUGACGUGACCUUCUGGCACCUGUCCAACGUGGGGACGCAGAGCGACUUCUUGUCUGUCUACUUCACAGGAAACCCCUUCAUGAAGGACAACGUGUACGAGUCCGUCCUCACACUCUUCCCAAUGUCCGGGGAGACCGUUACCAUGGAGUCUCAGCUAAUCGGUGAGUGGGAGAUCAGUGCGUUCGACAGCCGCCUGAAAAGCCGUGGCAUGAGCGCCCGCUACUCCGUCCUGUCUUGUAACAUUGAACUGCUGGUGGACAAUGAAGAUGUAGAGUAUGGCCUGGAGGACGUCCUGCCUGACUACGUAGACCACUUCUUCAAACCCAGAUCCCUCCACCCCCAGCCACAGAACAGGACCGUACCUGUCAGAGUCUGCAGGAAGCAACCUGGCUUAAACCAGAACACAACAACACCGCAAACAGGAAAUGACACAGAUAACGAAGUCGCCAUCGGAGAAUCAGGGGACCACGGGUCUGAUAACAAUGUCACAUUUAAGGCAGGGGACCAGAGGUCAAUCUGUGAGGUCAGGUAUGUGACGGUGUCGUCUGCUGAUGAGGAGGCCAACCUGCUUUCCCAGGGAGGGAUCCCCACAGAUGUUCUGGAGCAACUGGAGAAGGACGGGGAGUGGAAGGCUUCAGAGAACCAGGAGGGAGGGGACCUGGGUGGGGAGCAGGGGGGGAACGGGAGACAGAGACGCCAGGCUGGGUUGGAGGGUGGAGAGAAUGGAGAGCGCAACAAGCUGGUGGAGAAUAGUGAGGAGGAGGUGCUGAAGGAGUGGAAGGGUCAGGUGUAUGGGGAGGCACUAGAGCAGGAGCAGAGAGAGGAGCAGAAGGUGGAGGUGUUGGAUCAGCAGGAGGAGCAGGAGGCGCAGGGUGAGGGGUUCUUAAAGGUGCAGGAGCAGAGGGAGAGGCAAAAGGGGGAGCUGGAUCGAGAUUCACAUCCCCUAACCACCAAUCAUGCAGAUAAGGACCCUCUACUCUUGGAGUUAGACGGAUGGAUGGAUCUAGACCCCCUGAACAAAACUUUGGAAGAUCUCCCGGAUCAGCUGAAGGUGCAGCAGAAGAGGGAGGCGCAGAAGGUGGAGGUGUUGGAUCAGCUGAAGGUGCAGCAGCAGAGGGAGGAGCAGAAGGUGGAGGUGUUGGAUCAGCUGAAGGUAGAGGAGCAGAAAGCUGGGGAUGUGCAUCCCCUAAGCAACAACACUCACACAGAGCUGGACACACCUCUACUGGAUUUGUUGGAUCUAAACUUCUCCAAUGUCUCCAAUGACAACGAGACGGCUCCCAGGAACGCAGUGUCUCUGGAGUAUGAUGACUAUAGUGAGGAAGACACUGGGACAGCCUACAUAGGGACAGAGGACAACCUGGACCUGAGGGCCACAGAUGGACAAUACCGCAGCUACUACAUCGCUGCACAGGAGAUCACAUGGGACUAUGGGAUCAGGAAACCACAUCAGCUCAUAAAAACAAGAGAGAGGCGUAUGGGAAUGAGGAAGUUCCUGGCGGAAUAUAAGAAGGUGGUGUUCAGGGCCUACAGUGAUAGAGACUUCCAGAUCCCCGUCACCAGAGGAGAGCUGCAGGAACAUCUGGGACUCAUGGGCCCUAUCAUUAAAGCUGAGGUCAACGACCUCCUUACCGUGACCUUCAAGAACAUGGCGUCCAGGCCGUACUCCCUGCACCUUCAUGGGGUGUAUGAUAAGAGCCAGGGUGAUGGUCAGUCCUCCGGGGCUGGGGUGGCGGGGGUCCCUGGGGAGGCGGUCCAGCCUGGAGAGGUCAGGGUCUACACCUGGAGGAUCACCAGGAAGCAGGGGCCCACCGCUGCAGAGUUUGACUGUAAGGCCGGGGCCUACUAUUCUACACAGAAUAAGGAGAAGGACCUCCACUCUGGUCUGAUUGGCCCCUUAGUAAUCUGUAAACCAGGCACCCUCCACCCCCAACUGAACCUACAGCCCAACCUACAGGAGUACGCCCUCCUCUUCCACACCUUCGACGAGACCAAGAGCUGGUACCUGGACGAGAACAUCCGUCGGUACUGCACCCCACCCUGCCAGGCCCAGAAAGAUGACCCCUGGUUUCAGCUCAGCAACAAGUUCGCAGCCAUAAACGGCUACGUGGCAGAGACACUUCCUGGUCUGACUGUAGCCCAGCACCAGCAAGUCAGGUGGCACCUGCUGAACGUCGGGGGCGACGGGGAGUAUCACACCGCCCACUUCCACGGUCUGCCCUUCAGCAUUCACAAGGAGCAGGAGCAUCGCAUGGGGGUGUACAACCUCUAUCCUGGUGUGUUUGGAACAGUGGAGAUGAGGCCGGCCACGGUGGGGACCUGGAUGGUGGAGUGUACAGUAGGAGAGCACCAGCUGGCCGGCAUGAGGGCUAAACUACUGGUCUACAACCCACGAUGCAUCCAGCCUCUGGGGUUGAGGUCAGGAAGAAUAGACGAUUCCCAGAUCACUGCAUCAGACCACAUAGGUAACUGGGAGGCCAGGCUGGCGAGGCUGGAGCUAUCUGGUUCUGUCAACGCCUGGAUGGGCGCGGAUCAGAAAUCAUGGAUCCAGGUGGACCUCCAAAGACCCACACUGAUCCAUGGGAUCCAGACCCAGGGUGCAAGAGCCUCUCUGGGCCUGAAGGACUACUUCAUCAUGUACUUCACCCUCUCCUACAGCCUAGACCAGGAGACCUGGACUAACUACAGGGGGAACAGCACCACGCCAACUUACAUAUUUAACGGUAAUCUGGAUGGCUCCAAGGUGAAGGAGAACUAUCUGUCUCCCCCCAUCCUGGGGCGCUACAUCAGACUGCAACCUGUCACCAUCCAGAGGAACCCUGCUCUUCGCAUGGAGCUGCUGGGCUGUGACGUCAACAGCUGCUCCUUCCCCCUGGGUCUCCAGAGGAGGUUGGUUCCAGACAGCAGCUUCAGAGCCUCCUCCUUCCUGCAGACUUGGAGGCUCUCCUGGGGCCCCGCCCUCGCACGCCUCCGCCAGGAUGGCAGCGCCAAUGCAUGGCGCCCCAAGGCCAAUAACCCCCAAGAGUGGCUGCAGGUGGACUUCCUGGUUAUGAAACGCAUCACAGGGGUUGUCACUCAGGGGGCGUGGUCUAUUCUGUCUCAGAUGAUGGUGACAGAGUUCUCUGUAACCAUUAGCGACAACGGCCACUCCUGGUCCAACGUGGUUGACGAGGGAACGCAAAGAGAGAAGAUGUUCUUGGGGAACAGUGAGCCAGAUGAGGAGAUGCUGAACCUCUUUGAUCCUCCUCUGUUUGCCCGCUUCAUACGGAUACACCCCAGAGGCUGGCUCAACGACAUAGCCCUGCGCCUGGAGUUCAUGGGCUGUGACACCCAGCAGCGACACUGAGAGACAGGGCAGGGGGCCCCACUGUGCAGCUCCACACUCAGGCCCACCUCAUCUUUGUCUCUUCUAUUUAAUGAGCAUAGCAGUGACGUGAUGAUCAUGAAAUAGUCAUGUCAUUGAUGGAUGGAUGAACAGAGUGAGUGAAGUUUAAAAGGUUUGUUUAGCUAGGAUCAGAGUCAUAAAUGAUAUGCUGUUGUAGGAUGUGUCUAUUGAUGAGCUUCAACUGAGAAUAGCUCUUAGGUCUGGUCACUCCACUAUCAACAGUAUAACACAUUACGUCAGUUUAUGAAGACUGAGUCUCAGACGGUUUGUCUCAUGUACAAUAUAUACUACUACAAACACUAUGACUUCAGACAUUCCGGAUGUGAUCCAAUACAUGUCAAUAGUACAGUAUAACAAUUAUUUCUGUCUGGAUGUGACUGACUACAGUAAUCUGUACAGUACUGUAUGUAUAUGCAAUGUAUCAUAUGCACUGAGGGGAGAGGGAUAGAGUUUAUAUUGUUAAAUAAAAUUGAAAUUAUAUCAAG